Dufourea novaeangliae is the source of this 833-nucleotide messenger RNA. RefSeq lists its product as uncharacterized. Bases 60 to 833 code for a protein of 257 amino acids. The record is from RefSeq and is a predicted model, not a curated record. Lineage: Eukaryota; Metazoa; Arthropoda; Insecta; Hymenoptera; Halictidae. The transcript has 3 exons.
UCGGCGUGCGAACACGUUACUCGACCGAUUGGAACACUCGAUCAGCUCACGGACUCGCGAUGACGAUACUCGGUAACUGCGCAUCUUCGUUCCUCCUCUGGUCGAUCGCGAUCGCUUGGGUGGCAGCCGUACCUGCACAGUUGCAGACUGGAAGGAGCGUGUUGCGGCAAACAAUCUACGGGCCGACGGCCGCGGAGAUACUCGCCGCGUACAUCCAGGACCACGGUCCAACGGAGCAAAAGGCUGCGGGCGAAGGUGACCCGUCACGGGAUCGUUUCGAUGUUCGACGGCUGUCGAAAGGACUCGCUGCGAUGACGGGUCCGACCACGGAGACCGCGGACCACGCGCGAUUAUCGAGAAAUCGGUUGCGUGAACUUCGGGACGGCGACGGGGACUACUCGGAAACCGGUGCCGCGAGGCUCCAACGAAAUCUGGAUCAAAUCGGUGGCGGUAAUCUGUUGCGGAGAGGGCUGCGCGAACGGGAGACCGGAUAUCCGACAACCGAUUAUCCCCGAUGGCUGGCCGCACGACGGAAUCUCGAUCAGAUCGGCGGCGGGAAUUUGCUGCGCGACACGGACGAUCGGUUCGGUCGGAACUUGGAUCAGAUCGGUGGCGGGAAUCUGGUGCGAAGCUCGACCUAUCCACGGGACGGUCUGCGACGGAAUUUGGAUCAGAUCGGUGGAGGGAAUUUGGUGCGGGAUUUGGCUCGUGUCGUACGCGAGUUCGAGACCGAAACGGGACAGAGACGAUCGCCGAACUGGUACGACCCGUUCGAUGACGCACGCGAACCGUCCGACGGGACUCGUUCGCCGGUCGAGCGGGCCGAGCCGUAA